Cryptococcus wingfieldii CBS 7118 is the source of this 3396-nucleotide messenger RNA. Its product is annotated as cytoplasmic protein. Lineage: Eukaryota; Fungi; Basidiomycota; Tremellomycetes; Tremellales; Cryptococcaceae. Gene Ontology annotation, biological process: protein N-linked glycosylation; oligosaccharide metabolic process. Gene Ontology annotation, molecular function: Glc3Man9GlcNAc2 oligosaccharide glucosidase activity. The transcript is spliced from 13 exons. Gene Ontology annotation, cellular component: endoplasmic reticulum membrane. The record is from RefSeq and is a predicted model, not a curated record. The coding region runs from base 1 to 3396 and encodes 1131 amino acids.
AUGAGCAACGCAAAGAAGCUCCAGAACAAGCUCUUCAGCGCUACCAAGCCUGCUCAGGACAGCCCCGAGCAGGCAGACGCUGGCACAUCCACCCCCAUCCCCGCCGAGUCCCUCAAGAUCAACAUCCCCGCCCCCCCUGGGGCCCAGGCCAACCUCCCCAAACGACAGGACGCCAACGAGGCUACCACACCAAAGGGCGGCAGCGAUACGGAUACUCCCGGGACGCAAGGUCAAGAGCACAAGUCGCUCAGAGAUCGUCUUCAUGCCCAGCUCGGACCCAAGUAUCACUCGGUGGAGGAACACCGGCUGCAGCAGUCUGACAAGUAUGAAGUGCAUUGGAAGAGGUGGGGCCCGUAUGUCAGUGAGCGACAGUGGGCGACAGUUAGGGAGGAUUACUCUGCGAAUGGGGACGCUUGGAACUCGUUCCCAUUUGAGCUUGCUAAUAGUAGGGCGUAUCGAUGGGGUGAGGAUGGUAUGGCCGGUAUCUCCGACAACCACCAGCGCCUGUGUUUCACCCUCGCCCUCUGGAACGGCAAAGACCCCAUCCUCAAGGAGCGUCUGUACGGCCUGAACGGCAACCAAGGCAACCACGGUGAAGACGUCAAGGAGAUCUACUACUACCUCGACUCUACCCCCACCCACUCGUACAUGAAGUACCUCUACAAGUAUCCCCAGGCGGAAUUCCCUUACGAGCAGCUCAAGGAGGAAAAUGCCAAUAGGAGCAAGGAAGUGUCCGAGUUUGAGUUGAUGGAUACGGAUGUCUUUGAUGAAGACAGGUACUGGGAUGUCUAUGUCGAGUAUGCCAAAGACGAAGAGGACGCCGACGCCCUUUCCGUCCGAAUCACAGCCUACAACCGCGGUCCCGACCCUGCCGACUUGCACAUCCUCCCCCAGCUCUUCUUCCGAAACACCUGGUCCUGGCCAAAGGAGCUUCCCAAGCACAUGCCCAACCUGAGGCAAGAAGCCGACGGUGUGAUUCACGCCGACCACGAGACGCUUGGAAAGACUAGGUUGUAUGCGACGCCGAGUCCUGCGCCUGCUGCGCCGGUCAAGGGCGGUGUGGUGUUGGUUGAUGGGCCGAGUGUUGUGCCCGACUUGUUGUUUACCAACAAUGAGACCAACUUUGAGCGUCUCUACAAUGGCAAGAACCGAACACCUUGGGUCAAGGAUGCUUUCCACGACCACCUCAUCCCCGGCCACCGACCUCCUGAGCCCGAGCCGGAACACACUACCCCCGGUGCUCUCCCCGUCAAGAAGUCUCCCUCUGGCAAAUCUCACAAACUCCCUCCCCACCACUCCCAAGCCGACCUUUCCGAGGACGCCGACGAGGGUGCCGAGGAGAACGAGGAAGGAGGAGAGGACGACGGGUCUUCCGGCCCUGCCCCCGCCGCCGAAGCCGCCCCCAGGCCCGUCUCGGGCGGCCACCGCCAAUUCGUCAACCCCGACAAAGAAGGCACCAAAGCCGCCGCCCACUACUUUUUCAAAGACGUGCCCGCCAACGGCGGCUGCGUCGUCGUCCGUCUCAAGAUGACGCCCAACACCCCCGAAGAAGACCCUACUAUCCUGGACGAAGAGCUCUUUGAUGAGAAUCUUGAGGACAGGAGGGUGGAUGCGGAUGAGUUUUAUGGGAGGAUCGCUAAAGGUGGUAUUUCGGAUGAUUUGAGGAAUAUUAUGAGGCAGGCGUUGAGUGGUAUGCUUUGGACGAAGCAGUAUUAUCAGUAUAUCCAGAAGGAGUGGAUGGAUGGUGAUCCUGGGCAGCCGCCUCCCCCGCCCGAGAGAAAGUGGGUUAGAAACAGGGAAUGGAAGCAUAUGUAUAUCAACGACAUUCUUUCCAUGCCCGACAAGUGGGAGUAUCCUUGGUUCGCCACUUGGGAUACUGCCUUCCACUGCAUCCCCUUGGCCAUGGUCGACCCCAGCUUUGCCAAAAAGCAGCUCGACUUGAUGACGAGGGAGUGGUAUAUGAAGCCCGACGGUGCUCUUCCCGCGUACGAGUGGAACUUUAGCGAUGUCAACCCUCCUGUCCACGCUUGGGCUACGUUCCGAGUGUUCAAGAUUGAGAGAAAGAUGUUUGGUAGGGAGGAUCUUGAUUUCUUGGAGAGAGUUUUCCAGAAGUUGUUGCUCAACUUUACAUGGUGGGUCAACCGUAAGGACGCUGACGGCAACAACGUCUUUGAAGGCGGUUUCCUCGGUCUCGAUAACAUUGGUCCCUUCAACCGAUCCGAGCCCCUCCCCACCGGCGGCAACCUUCGUCAAGCCGACGGUACCGCCUGGAUGGCCUUCUUCUGCCUCAACAUGCUUUCCAUCGCCCUCGAGCUCGCCAAGCACAACCCCACCUACGAAGACAUUGCUUCCAAGUUCUUUGAACACUUCCUCUUCAUCUCGGACGCCAUGACUUACCCGUCUUCCAAUGACGAGCAGCUGUCGUUGUGGAAUGAGGAAGAUGGAUUCUACUAUGAUGCCAUCCAGUGGGGUUACGGGCACUCGCAGCAGUUGCCGGUGAGGAGUAUGGUGGGGCUCAUGCCGCUCUAUGCGACCUUGGUAUUGGAGCCGAGUGUCAUCAAGAGGUUCCCCGGGUUCAAGAAAAGGAUGGACUGGUUCAUUGAGAACAGGCCGGAUAUCUCUGAGAGGAACGUGGCAAGUUUGAAGACUCCUGGACGGGGCGACCGUACGCUGUUGGCGCUGGCUUCAAAGGAGAGGUUGGUGAGGAUCCUCGAGAGGAUGUUGGACGAGAAAGAGUUCCUCUCCGAGUACGGUGUCCGAUCAAUGUCUCUCUACCACCACGACAAUCCCUUCUCCAUGAACGUCAACGGCGAAGAAUUCGGCGUCGGCUACUGGCCUGGGGACUCCAAGUCUGGCAUGUUUGGCGGCAAUUCCAACUGGCGAGGUCCCAUCUGGUUCGCCGUCAACUUCCUCCUCAUCGAGUCUCUCCAGCGAUUCCACCAGUACUAUGGCGACACCCUCCAAGUCGAGUGUCCCGUUGGCAGUGGAGACUACAUGAACCUCGCCGCGUGUGCGGAAGAGAUCCAGCACCGCCUCAUUCACAUCUUUUCGCGAGACGAGUACGGCGUCCGGGCUGUCAAUGGCGGUAACCCGAAGCUCAACCGAGACCCUCACUUCCGGGACAAUGUCCACUUUUACGAGUUCUUCCAUGGGAAUGAUGGACGAGGUUUGGGCGCGAGUCAUCAGACGGGGUGGACGGGGUUGGUGGCUUGGAGUAUUAUGCAGACGGGCGAGUACUGUAGGCUGCCCAAGACGCCUAAGACUCCGAGGUCUGUGGCCAAGCACUACUUUGACGAGCAGAUCAAUACCCCAAGCGAGUACGCCGGCGAAGACGGUACUCCCUUCUCGGCCUUCUCGACCCGCUCAGACUAUGAGCCUGAGCCUGAUGAGCUUUAA